AUUUUUUGGUUGUGUGUUAUAAAAAGUGGCAGGACCCGCGGAAAGUGCAUUCAGUCGCACAGGAGAUCCACCCGCGGUGAAAGGUGCCAGUUUUGAAGUGUUUGGUGCAAGGCGGAACAAAAAACUUAAAAGGAUGAAAUACGUUCUAUUGACCCUCGCCCUGCUGGUGCUGGCCGUGGCCAUCGUAUCCGCCCUACCGGCCGUCCAGGACGAGUCCCUGUUCGGAGGCCCACUCGGUGAGGCGCAAGAGGUGGACAUCGUCAACCCCCAGGACCCGCAGUCCUUCAUCAAGUGGCGCAAGCUGAAGCGGCUGCUUCUCCUGGGCUAGAACGUCAAUUUUUCCCCGCAGCAAAUGGACCUCGUUUUUUGUUUGUAAAUUUUUAUCUCGACUAAUUGUUAAGUUUUUUUGUUUUAACUGUGCGCUUUUGCGUCGAAAGUAUUAUGUAUUUAGAAGUAACGAAACGCCCAAAACACCUAACACUAGAACUGAUGAUGAUGCAGUAAUUCGUUCCGGAAGCCCGAGCUAAUGGGUUCAAAUUUUGCGUUCAAAGCAAAAUGGAACCCCUCUCGACGAUGAUGGACGAGCAGGAAGAACAGGCAAAACUGAUUGAAUAAAUGUUAUUGUUACACUCAAGAAGUGAAAAAAAACGCUGUUUGUUUGAAAUCGACGCCUAUC
Culex pipiens pallens (northern house mosquito) is the source of this 676-nucleotide messenger RNA. RefSeq lists its product as uncharacterized. The record is from RefSeq and is a predicted model, not a curated record. The transcript has 2 exons. Bases 134 to 328 code for a protein of 64 amino acids. Lineage: Eukaryota; Metazoa; Arthropoda; Insecta; Diptera; Culicidae.